Messenger RNA from Jatropha curcas, 2533 nucleotides. NCBI's taxonomy places the organism in Eukaryota, Viridiplantae, Streptophyta, Magnoliopsida, Malpighiales, Euphorbiaceae. The record is from RefSeq and is a predicted model, not a curated record.
AUGAAACUGACAGCUGACAGACUUGCUUUAAUAUCUUUUAAACUUGCCAUAAAACAAGAUCCAUUUCAAAUCUUCAGUUCUUGGAAUAAUUCCCUACAUUUCUGCCAAUGGUAUGGCGUUUCUUGUAGUCGGAGGCAUCCUCACAGAGUAGCAGCCUUGAACUUGAGAUCACAAGGCCUGGUAGGAUCUCUAUCGCCACAUAUAGGAAAUCUUUCCUUUCUCAGGCUUAUUGAUUUAGAAAACAACAGCUUCCAUGGUGAAAUCCCACAACAGAUUGGAAAUCUACGCCGCGCUGAAGUUAUUUACUUCAGCAACAAUUCAUUCCAAGAAAACAAUCUAAUUGGUCAGAUUCCUUCUGGUCUCUUCAACGUCUCUAAUCUUGAAAUAUUUGAAGUGAAUGAUAAUCAACUGAAUGGCAGCAUCCCUUCUGAUAUAGGCUUAACCCUUCCAAAGCUGAGGUCCCUAGCAGUUGCAGCUAACAGGUUUACUGGACUUGUACCAAUUUCAUUGUCAAAUGCUUCUGCGCUUGAACAGAUUUCUUUCGAAUAUAAUUGGUUUUCUGGUUUAGUUCCCAAGGAUUUUGGAAAGCUGCCAUUUCUGCAAUUUGUAAACUUUGCUUGGAAUUACCUGGAAGAUGACUUAAGUUUCAUUGAUUCCCUAACUAAUUGCUCUAGUUUACAUCUUGUUGGUUUUCGACAAAAUUUUCUAAAAGGGACUGUGCCCAUUUCCAUAGCCAAUCUCUCCAAAGAGUUAUAUUUUCUAUCUGUGGCAGAUAAUCAGUUACAUAAUGUCAUUCCCUUGGGUAUUGAGAAUCUCAUCAAUCUGAGGUUCUUUCUGUUCGGUGGUAAUUACUUCUCUGGCCCUUUACUUAUUGAUUUUGGGAAAUUUCAACAACUGGAAAUGUUGGAUUUGGGUAGCAACAAAUUUACAGGGACAAUUCCAUCUUCAAUUGGAAAUUUAUCUUUGUUGAGUCGUGUCUUUUUGGGAUUCAACAAUCUUCAUGGAAGUAUACCUCCAAGUCUUGGCAAUUGUCGUCACUUGAUUGAGUUGGAGCUAGUUCAUAAUAAUCUCACAGGUUCUAUACCCAAACAGGUUAUUGGCAUUCCCUCCCUUUCAAUUUCUCUCGAUUUAUCUGCUAAUUCACUUUCAGGUUCUAUUCCAUCAGAAGUUGGUUUGCUCCAAAAUCUUGUACGAUUGGAUUUAUCAGAUAAUAAAUUAUCUGGUAUUAUUCCAAAUACUAUUGGCAAGUGUUCAGGCUUAGAGCAACUUCAUCUUGAAGGGAAUUCAUUCUGGGGAGAGAUACCGGAGGUAAUGGGUGCUUUACAAGGUUUAAAAGAGCUAGAUAUUUCACGCAACAAUUUUUCAGGAUCAAUCUCAAAUUCUUUAAUGAAGCUUGAUGGGCUCAAGUUGUUGAAUUUAUCUUUUAACCAACUCCAAGGAGAGGUUCCAAAACGUGGAAUCUUUCUAAAUGCAAGUGCAGUUUCACUACAAGGAAACAAUGGUCUCUGUGGAGGUAUUACUGAAUUAAAGCUUCCUUUUUGUCUUCCCCCCAACUCCAAGAAUAAAGUAUCGUUUGUGGUGAAAGUAAUAAUCCCUUUGGUUGUGGGAGUAUUUCUGGCUUUUUUGAUAUGUUUGUUAAUUAUUUGGUAUUGCAAAAGAAAUCCUCGAAAGAUGACUCUUUCUAUACCAUCAUUCCAAUACCAAUUUCUGAGAAUAUCAUAUGCAGAACUCUUCAAAGCAACAAAUGGAUUCUCGGUAGAAAAUAUAAUUGGUGUUGGUAGCUAUGGCUCUGUCUAUAAAGGAUUUCUUGAGCAGAUAGGAAUAGAAGUGGCCAUCAAAGUGUUAAACCUGCAACGAAGAGGAGCUUCAAACAGUUUCCUGUCAGAAUGCCAAGCUCUUAGAAAUGUAAGGCAUCGAAAUCUUUUGAAGCUGCUGAGUGCCUGUUCUAGCAUUGACUUCGAAGGUAAUGAUUUUAAAGCUUUGAUAUAUAAAUUCAUGGCCAAUGGGAGCUUGGAGAAAUGGUUGCAUGAAGACAAUGUAGAAGGAAGAGAAAUAAGAUAUCUGAAAUUAAUAGAUAGAUUAAACAUCGCCAUUGAUAUUGCUACUGCAAUAGAGUAUCUUCAUAAUGGAAGCUCAUCAACAAUCAUACAUGGUGAAACAAUCAUACAUGGUGAUCUAAAGCCAAGCAAUGUUCUUUUGGAUGAAGCAAUGACUGCUUAUAUUGGAGAUUUUGGGUUGGCUAAAAUUAUCUCCACAAUAUCUGAUGAGGUUCAACCGUAUCAAAGCAGCAGUUCGACAGCUAUUAAAGGAUCUAUUGGUUACGUUGCUCCAGAUUAUGGAAUGGGUGGCAGGAUAUCAAUAAAGGGAGAUGUAUAUAGUUUUGGGAUUUUAUUAUUGGAAAUGUUUACAGGAAAGAGACCAACCGAUGAUACUUUUCAAGAUGAUUUAAAUCUUCGUAUUUUUGUUGAGAGAUCUUUGUCUUAUAGAGCAAUGGAGAUUGUGGAUCCAAGAAUUCUAUCUGAAGAGGGAAGAG